GAGAGCGAUAGUAGAAUCUAGCAUUUUUGACUUGAGCUUUAACAAGAACGGACCUUAGGAGUGUAGGAAAAGGAGCUUUUUUUAUAUGACUGACUACUUGGUAUUUAAAUAUAUUUCUUAAUGAGAGUUUUAAGUAAAAAGUAAAAGGAAAAGUUUUCGUUGGAACAAGUUCAAUAUAUUUUAUAUUUCGCUGGAGAGAUAAAUGGUUAAAAUGCUUUCGAAAGCUACUAUUCUAAUUUUGGUCAUCGCUUCGUUCGUUAAACCCACCGUAAGCUCUGAAGAGGAACCGGUGGCUUUAAAUUUAUUUCAGAGCUUGUUGCCAGAUGAUAUAUUAGUUGUAUCGGGUGAAGAAGACUGUAUACCAAAUCCUUGUAAGCAUGGAGGAACUUGUCGAAUAGAUUCAACAACAGGAGGAAGAGUAUGUGACUGUUUUAUAGGCUACUCUGGUAACGAAUGUGAGACGGACUUGUGUGGAGUCCUCAGCUACUGUAAUAGUGAAAAUGAGCAGGGCUAUUGCGACGUACCCGCUGACGGGUCCAUUCCAUCAUGUGUCUGCUUUGAAGGUUAUUCUGGUCAAAAAUGCCAAACAAUAGAUAUAUGUAUUGUUGCGAAUCCUUGCGUGUCAGGCACGUGUGUUAACAAUGGGCAGUGCGAAUGCCCUACCUCUGUCACGGGAAGAAAAAUAAAGUUUGGAGAUAAAUGCCAAUUCAUUAAUCCCUGUUUCUCUCAACCUUGUCAAAACGGAGGAACUUGCGAACCGAAUGUUGUAGACAAUGAACCUACGUAUAACUGUAAUUGUGACGGAAACUACGAAGGAGAUUUAUGCGAAAAACCUCAACUCGUUAAAUUAUAUCCCUACUUAGGAGUUGGUACACCAAUUGAUUUCCCAACAAAAGACAAUGACCAUUUUGAAAUUGAUCUUCAUCAACCUUUCAAGAUUUUCUGCUCAGAAGUCAAUUCUAUUUUUGUGAAUGUGAAUGGUUACGUCUCUUUGGGAACAGAAUUUGAUAGAAAUUCCAUUACUUUAAACCGCUUUAUUACUCCUCAGAGUAACAUUUUUGUUCCAGUGCUAGCUCCAUUUUGGGUUGACGCAAUGGCAGAAACAUUUGGUAGUUCUUAUGGUCAAGUCUAUUACAGUCAAUAUAGUAUUAACGAAGCUGAGAAUAGUGAAAUGGCUAGAUAUGUUUUUUCUCUUGCCAAACACGAUAUUGUUGAUCAGGGUGUAGAUCCUCAGUUCGAACCAGAUUGGAUUAUGAUUGUCACAUGGGAUAAGAUGAGGAAUAUGCCGGCUAUUAAUCAGUACAAUACUUUCCAAUUGGUUAUGGUGCAAGACAGCGCUAGGGAAGUAGUUUAUGUUUUCUUCCUCUUUGACACAUUGGGAUGGAAAUUUAAUUCAUACGCUGUUAGUCUUGGGGUUGUAAGCGGCGUUAGAGGUGUUACAAUCCAUGGAAAUGGUUACAGAAGUAUCACUUUUAGGGGUAGUAAACCAGCAUUGUUUAGACUAGAUACAUUUGCCGGCAAUUUUCCUGAUAAGAGGACUGGUCGAUACUACUUUAAAGUUAAUUAUCCUUCUGGUACACAAUGCUUAGCGCCUGCAACUCCUGAAUCUAAAUGCUUUGGAUGGGCUGCUCAACAAACUAAUUGGAAUUUUGUGUCCCUAAAUAGACGAGCGUUUUCAAUAAGAGCUAGAGCGUGUCCAUGUUCUGAAAGAACUAUUAGAUCUAUGGGAUAUUUCAAGAGAUGGCGUAGAAGUAGUAGUAGACCUCUUCAUUUUAUUGACAAUUCAUUUAGGGAACGCUGUUAUACAAGCCGUUUCACUAGAUUAGGGUCGGAAGGUAUUGUUUGCUGUUAUAGAGGCGUUUUUGGAACAUAUCAACUUGCAAAGAGUGUCUUGGUCUUGAACAAUCCAAAUGUGCGCAGAAGUUAUGAUGAUUUUGCUGCUGAUGACUAUGUGGGCUAUGAUAAUUGCUGUAGAAAGAGCAAUCUUUGUGCCAUUUUCUUAAGGCAUAGGAUGUGGAAUAUUUGUAGGAAUCCUUUUGUUCGAUGGGCUUUCUUUUUCGGAGAUCCACAUAUAACUACUAUUGAUGGUAGAGGUUAUACAUUCAAUGGUCUUGGAGAGUACACGCUAUUGAAGUACGGAAGUGCCUCAAACACAGAAUUUGAUUUACAGGCCAGAACUGCCAGAGCUAUCGAUAAAAAUAACAAAGCAUCACUUGCUACAGUCUUUACUGCAGUAACAGGAGUUGAUAUUAAAACAAAUCAUGCUGGAUUUGUGGGUCUUAAAGAAGGAACUCAAAAUGAAAUAGAAAUUCUUGUUAGAUUAGAUUCAGACACUUGGAUUGACAAAACUGCUGAUUUUUCCAGUGCCAAUUCUGAUGAAGAGUUAGAAGAGUUAGGUGAAUACUUAACUAUUAAAAAGAAUGGCAAUUCCAGCGUGGAAUUAUACUUCUCUGAGAGUGAUCUACGUCUUGGCGUCACUGCUGAGUUGGGUCAAAUUACUUUGUCUGUUGUGAUCGGGGACAGCUGGAAAGCAACAGCUGAGAAGAAAACUCAAGGAUUAUAUGGUCUAUUCGACGGCGAUGACACUAAUGACUUUUUAAAAUCAGAUGGAACCACUCUGAGUAAAGACGCUUCUGAAUCAGAGAUAUAUUCGGAAUUUGGAGAAUCAUGGAAAAUUAGUAAACCAACUUCUAGAAUGUACUAUAAAAAUGGACAAGAUGCUAACACGUUUAUUGAUACAACCUUUAGACCCAUUUUCAAAGAUGAGUUUUCUGCUGAACAAGUUAAAGCUGCUGAAGAUAAGUGCGGUGGACCAGAUAAAAUAUCCUGUGUUUAUGAUUUUCUGGCAACUGGAAAGGAGGAUGUAGCCGAAGCGGCAAAGAAAUCUUCUGAGGAUACUCAAGAAAUAAAUAAACUCAGUAACAACAAUCCUCCAAAUAUCACAAUUGAAAGUGGUGUAGUUAUUAAAGAUCAAAUCACAUAUUGGGCUAUUACUGCUGGUGAAAAGGCUGAAAUUUUGUUUUCUGUAGUCGACUCUGAUAAAGAUGACGAAGUCUCCCUACGAAUUGAAGAUAUACCUCCAGGAGCAACAGUCGAUGGUCUAAAACUCACAUGGACUAAUCCAGACACGACUGACGUAUUACCAUCUGUCAAAGCUUAUGCAAUAGAUAAGUUGAAUGCAACAUCCAGCUCAAUAUUAAUUCAAAUUCGUUAUUGCGGUUGUCAAAAUACCAAUCCGAACAAAGCAAAAUGUAAUUUCGAUAAAAUAGCAAAAAAUACUAAUUCUACAAAUGAAUAUAUGAGGGCACUCUGCAAUUGUGAUGUAGGAUGGACUGGUUCAUACUGCGAUAUCGAUUUUGACGCUUGCGAUAGUCCAUCCCCAUGCCCUGUUAACUGCACAGAUAAAACACCUGCUGAACAGAAGGCAUCAAAUUUAGCUUAUCAAUGUGAAGGAUGUCCUACUGGUCUAACUAUGAAUAACGAUAAAACCAAAUGUAUUGAUGAAGACGAAUGCUUAUCUAAUUCAGCAUGUGGAGCCAAUACAAAAUGUGCAAAUACAGAUGGUAGUUAUGAGUGUUUAUGUGAAGCUGGAUAUGAAAAAGCUAUUUCUGGUGACAAAAGUUGUACUAACGUUAAUGAGUGUGAAAAAGGAUUAUCGGAUUGUCCCUUCAUAUGCGAGGACACACCAGGUAAUUUCACGUGCCAGUGUCCCCCAGGCUAUGAAGAUAAAAAUUCCGAUGGAAAAAGCUGUAAAGUGCUGGCCACUUUGCAGCAAGAAUGUGACCAGAUGCCUACUCCAUGCGCCAAUAGCCAGUGUGAAUAUGUGACAGGAAAUUCAGGAAGCGUUCAUUGCGUAUGCGAUAGUCGCCAUCAAUUAAAAGCCGACCAGGUCACUUGUGAAGAUUUCGAUGAAUGCUCGGAUAAUAGUAGGAAUAAUUGCGAUCUAACUCUGUCAACUUGCAAUAAUACUGAUGGAGAUUAUGAUUGUGUUUGCAAAGCCGGCUACAAAUGGGCAGCAGAAUCCAAAAAGACUUGUGAAGAAUGCGAUCCAGGUACUUGGGGCAUCAAUUGCGCUAAUACUUGCAAUUGCAAAAUUGGUACUGACUGUGAUCCGGCAUCUGGUUGUACUGAAUGUGAGAAUGGUUAUGGACCUUUACCAUAUUGCAAUGAAGAUAUCAACGAAUGUGAGCUAAUAGCCGAUAGAUGCGGAAGUCAUGGCUCUUGUAAAAACCUUAAUGGUACAUUCAAGUGUAUCUGCGAUAAUGGUUAUACGUGGCCUAGCCUAAAUUCCACUUGCAUAGAUAUAGAUGAAUGUAAAAUAGAGAAAUUGAAUAUAUGCCAAGACAUUUGUGAGAAUUUAAAUGGAUCUUUUAAAUGUGGAUGCUUCGUUGGACACAAAUUAAACAACGACAAUUUUACUUGUUACGAAGUCAAUGAGUGUAAUUCGAACCCCUGCAGAAAUGGAGGAGCAUGCAUAAACAAUAUUAAUUCAUUUUCUUGUAACUGCAAGACCGGUUUCUAUGGAAGAAUAUGUGAAAAUGAAUACGUUGAAAAGUUUUACAUCGUUGAAUUCCUAUUGAAAGAAGCUUAUUUUAGCGAUAAUUCCGAACUAAAACAAAAUAUUUCCAAAGAAUUAUCAAUCUUUUAUAACGAGCAGUUUGGUGCUAAUUAUACUGGUUUAGCAAACGUUGUUUUGAAUGAAUUAAAUAAACAAUUCAAAUUUGAGGGAAAAUUUAAAGUUCUUCAUCCAGACAAUGUUACUGAAUUAGUAAAUGGAUCGAUUCUUCUUAAGGAAUUUAUACGAAAGUUUAAGAAUAAGAAUAUUGGACAAUAUAGUUACGCACUUAACAGCGUUAAACAGGAUACCGCAACUACGGUAAAUCUUGAAGGAAGUUUUGUGCUUAGUUCGUUGUCUUAUGUUAUUGACUACGCAAAUCCUUUAAGUUCACUUGCUGUUGAGUUAGAAACCAAGAUAACCAAUGCGGUAAAAGAUUUCUAUAGUAAUCACUUUGGUCCGGAUAAUUAUUUAGGAGUCGACGCGUUUUCGUAUACAAACUAUACGGAUACUAGUACCGUGAGAGUAAGAUAUGUCAUUGUACUUGAAGAGUCAGUUAAUAGGAGAGAAUUAGUCAAUGCAUUCAAUGUAACAGUUUUGAUGGGAACUGAUACAAUACAAGGGACUGACCUUACAGUAAUUAGGCGUACUGUAUUUCAAGGAGUACUUAUUCAACUGCCUUUCGCUACCAUCGAUGCUACUUUCGUUCUAACCAAUGAAAAAUAUAAUGAUGCCUUCUCUGAAACAACGACUAGCCAGUAUAAAACCUUAAGACAAUCUAUUAUUGUGAAUAUUGAACCAAGAUAUAAAAAUUCUCUUGACGAUUAUGACGAAAUGGGUGAUGUUACUUUCGAAGAAGCUGCAAAUAGCAAUAUUCAAGUAAAGUUUCCCGUUAAAAUACUUCCUGAAAAGGCUAAACCAAAUUUGGCAAAGAUAUCUAUCGAAUUCAUUGAAAAUUCCAAGAGAACUGAUGCUACUCGUGUCAUCAAGGACUUAACUUUAAUUACUUCGAGUAUUUCUCACGAUAGUAAGGUAUUUUCUACAGCUUUAUGUGAAAUCCAAACAAGCAAUCAAGCUUGGUCAGCGUCUAUGUCUGAUGUAUCACACUCGGAUGCAACAGCUAUAAUCAACAAGAUUAAGAAUGCUGUUGAACAGUUUUACAAAGAUGAAUUUAGUACAAAAUAUUUAGGUAUUUUUAACUGGAAAUUGAGUGAUGUUUCUGGUAAAGUGAUGGCUUCAUAUGAAGUAGGAAUAUCUCAACAAAUCAUUGAUGGAAAUGAUCUGGUUAAUAAGUUCUACACAACGAUAAUGAAAUCAUCAAAUACAUUAGGCAGCACAGAUAUAGAAGUUGAUACAACAACUCUAAGACAAGAAGAAAAACUACCACAACCUGUUAGCUCCUUUGAUGCUGAAGCAAUAAUUACAAAUGAACCUUGGAAGGCAACUUUUGCUGAUGCAGGCCAUCAAGAUUACACAGAUCUAAAGAAUAAAAUAGAUACUGCGCUUUUACCAAUUUACAAUAAUGCUGAUUCGAUUUCAAGCAAUCUGUUGAAAUCAUUGUCUGACUAUCAAUUUUCUGAAGCUAGUAAUUCACAAACAAAAGUUACUUACAAAGCUACUGCCAAAGAUGGCCAAAAAUUUGAAUACGAUAAUAUUACAAAGCUUUUACGUUAUUUCUUAAAAACAUCAGAGAAAGUAUCAAGAACAGAACGAAAAAUUGGAAAUGUUAAUAUUGAAACUUUGUCCUUCAAAACAAAUGGGCGAUUUGGUCAAGUUACUAUGGGAGAGUUUAUUAUCUAUAAUGAAGAUUUCAGUUCAGCUUUGUCGAAUACAGCAUCUGCCGCUUAUACAGAGCUCAAAAAUAAAUUAACAGCUUCAAUAGAACCAUUUUACACUUCGUAUUUCGGUACAAAAUUCUUGGAUACUUUCAAUUGGAAAUUCGAAGAUCAUUCUAGUGAUAUAAAAGUAUCAUAUGAGAUUUCAGUUCUCUUACAAAUUAUUCCUAAUGAUUUUGUUGUUAAAUUUGACGAUUCUAUCUUGAAAAAUGGCGAAACUAUCAACAAUACUAAUUAUUUGGUUACGAGAAGAAGCGUUAUCCAAGAUAUUCAAUUACCACUGCCACCAGCACUACAAUUCGAUAUGCUUUUUAUUUCGAGUGAUAUUGUCAAACAGAAUGACAAAUAUAACUCAGAUACAGCACCAGAAUCAAUCGCUCUAAAGACAAAAGUAGAGGAUUACUUUAAAUCUCUUCCAGAAUUUAAAGAAAUUUUUGAUGCUAUUAAUACCAUCACUUUUGCUAAAGACUCAGAUGACAAACUUAAAAUGUCAUUUAAAGUUGCCAUUUAUCAAGGAAAAACUCUUCCGACCAUUACUGAAAUUUACAAGAUUAUCCUAUUAAGCUCGAGUCGCGAUACUUAUGACUCAAGAACAUUAGGUACACUCCUUGUUAAACCCGAUUCCAUCGUUCUCACAGAUAAAGAUAGUGUAACACCUACUUUAACUUCUUUCUGGGUUAAAUUUAUCGUCGCUAACAAGAAGUGGAUCGUUGACUAUGAAACUUCAACAUCGUCUCCUUAUACCGACUUCAAGAAAGAAAUCACUGAUGUUUUGAAUCCCUUCUUUUUAAACACACUCAAAUUAACAAAUGUAGAAACGUUCCUAUUUACAUUAAAGAAUGCAUCAUCAAAUACUCAAGUAUCUUUGGAAGUUCUUUACAAGACAGGUGGCAAUCCAGAUAUUACUCAAUUUGAUAACUCUGUUCUUUCAAAUAAAGACAUAUUUGGAAACACAUCAUAUACAAUUAUUAGAUCUUCUGUUUAUUUCAAUGGUUUCCUGCCAAACAAGGAGAUUACUUUCAGUGCAACAAUCAAACUUGAUUGGAAGGCUGAAUAUGAGACAGUUGGAUCCUCCGAAUAUAAGACGUUGUCCGCUAAUCUGGCAAUAGCUUUGAAAGACGGAUUUACAAAGGAAUCUAUCUUAGGAAAUGAUUUUAUUGGAGCAAGUGAUAUAACUUUCACUAGGGUUUCUAAAAAAUUUACUGGUGUUAGUGGAAAAUUGAAGCAUAGCGCAAAUGAACUGCCAGAUAUGGCUGGUCUAUUAGAUAAAUUGAUAAAGGAAACAGAAAAUGAUAAAAAUACCCUCAAGUUUGGAAAUUAUAAACUAUUGAUAAGAUCAAUCAGUUUGAAUGGCAAAGAGAUUGAAGUACUCCCAUCCCUGGUAACAUUUACUUAUACAUAUAACGAAAAUAUGAAAGAUCUUGCCUCGACGGAAGCUAAAGACGUAAUCCAAAAAAUAAGAGCGGAACUAACUCCUUUCUAUCAAAAUAGAUACGGAGCGUCCUUCAGUACACUAGUUAUCCUAGCUCUAUUUAAAGGUUCCGUUCAAGCAUCAACACUGGUUACUCUAACAAACUCUCCAAGUGUUGAUGACAAAAAUACACUAUUCACAGACCUUGUUGAAUACUCGAAAAAUAAGGACGCUAUUAAUGAAAAUAAAGUAGCAAUUUCUGGAAAGGCUUCGUCAGAAUUGGGCAAUAACACACUAAUAACUAUCUACCUCAAAGAUUUUUCAAAGCAGCUGACUUCAGAGGAAGGAGAAAGUGUUAUUACUAGUAUAAAGGCUAAUGUACCAACAAUGUUAAGUGAUGCUGGUAUUUCCGUUUUGGAAAUUAGUGUUGAAACUCCAGAAUUUAUAAGUAUUUCUAAAGGCACAAAAGCCUCAUUUUCAGUGAAAACUAUAGGAACUAGCGAAACAGAAAUUGAGCAAGUCUUCAAAGACAACACAAAGAUUGGCACCUACAGCUAUAACAGCAACAUAGAUACAACGACUGGAUAUGCAGAAAGUGAAAAGCUCAGUUUCGAAGGUACUGUUGAUGUAGCGUGGAGUAAAGAUUUUUUGAUAACGACCAGCAGCAAAUAUACUUCUCUCGUUUUCGAACUGUCAAAGGAAAUAAGAAGUGCUUUUAAAGAUAAUGUAUUUGGCGACAAUUAUACCACUACCAUAGAUUUUGAAUUCUCCAAGACUUCAUCACUAUAUCAAACCAAUGUUAAAACUACAAUUAUUCAUAAAUUUGACACAAUACCAGAUGUUUAUGGAGUUUUAAGUAAACUUUUUAAAGUUUUAACAGUUGACGGAUCUACAGUCGUUUUUGUAAGUCGUAAAUUUACUUUAAGAUCAAUUAAGUUGGACAAUAAAGGAUUGGAAGUCUUACCUGCAAUUGUUACUUUCAAUUAUGAUUAUAAGGAGCAAAUGAAAGAUAUAGAAUCAGCAGAAGCAAAAGAUGUUAUACCAAAAAUCAAAAAUCAGUUGGAAAAUUUCUACUCUUCCAUGUAUAGAGGACUUUCCACUAGCGUUCAUGUCUUGGCCUUACACAGAGGCUCUGUUAUAGCCUCUACUCUAGUCACACUGUCAAGAAGCAGUUUAAGUGAUGCCGAAUCAAAAUCAUUGUAUGAAGCUUUGAUCGAUCAUGCAAAGAAUAACUCUAACAUAGAUGCUACCCGAAUAUCUCUUAACAAUAGAGCAACUCAAAAGUUUGGUAUAAGAGUUCUCCUGAAAAUGCAUAUAACCAGCAGAAAGGAUGGUGUAUCACUUUCUAGUUUCAAUGAAGACGACCAAAACAAGAUAAAACAUCAUUUACUUCAUAUUCUUGUUGAGAAUGGCUAUUCUAUUAUAUUUAUUGAACCAAAAAGUAUGACAAAAGCAAAUGUAGGAGUGACUGUAGAAAAUGAGAUAACUGGUCUUGGACUCAAUGCCACCGAAGUGGAAGAGUUUAUUAAAAAGCUUGAUAGUAUAGAUACCUACAAUCUUAAUCAUAAUGGUACUGUUGUAGAAGUAAUUGAAGAAGAAAGCGAUAAGAAAGUUUUAUAUAUUAUCGUUGGAGUUAUAGUCUUUGUUAUUGUUGUAAUUAUGAUUGCUACCUUUACACUAUGCUAUUGUAGGAAGCGUAUUGAAAGAGCCGAUAAUCAAACGCUCACAUCAGACCAGCAGUCAAGCAUUUAUAGUGGUGGUUUGGGUCGUCCUAAAUCCAGAUUCCAUUGGCAAGAUACUGGAAGCAGUAUUGAGUCUAACUCUGAUAUUGGACAAUCUGUAGAACAUGUUACUCCAGCACGACAUGUUGAUUGGGGUGUGUUAUCGAAACAGGCCAAAAAUCAAGACAGAAAGAUACAUUCGAGAAGUUCGAAUGAACAUCCACAUCAGGCAUCUGGAUGGGUAAGUUAUAAAAUAAAAGGCAAAUAA
Molecule: messenger RNA, 9790 nt
Organism: Dimorphilus gyrociliatus
Lineage: Eukaryota; Metazoa; Annelida; Polychaeta; Dinophilidae
Source: the annotation of a GenBank genome assembly